Molecule: messenger RNA, 10381 nt
Organism: Protopterus annectens (West African lungfish)
Lineage: Eukaryota; Metazoa; Chordata; Ceratodontiformes; Protopteridae
Product: versican core protein-like
Exons: 15
Coding region: 537-5936 (1799 amino acids)
Biological process (GO): cell adhesion
Molecular function (GO): calcium ion binding; hyaluronic acid binding
Source: RefSeq, a predicted model, not a curated record
CUAAAACAAUCAGAUAUAUCGAACCUCUCAUCAGUUGCAAAUGGUCCUCGGAAGCGUGUCUUCCCGGCGAGAGGAGUGGAUGGUAAUGAAGAUGCAAAGGACAGCAGGGAGGUGACUGGGGCUCCCCACAAAGCGCCUGAGCUCAGCUUUGGAUGAGGCAGGGCUGGGGAGUGCUGUGAGCUGCCUGCCUCGGUGCCCUUUUGUUUGCCCGCAUUAGGCGGCUUCUGGUGGCAACAGUAGCAGCAGGGGCAAGGAUGCUCUUGGAUUCGCUCCGUGCUAUAUCUGGAUACACACAACAAAACCCACUGUAGGAAUCUUCAUUUCUCUGGAAAUGAACUAAAAAGUCUUCUUUUGUUGAGAUGUGAGCAAGGCUUGAAAGAAUUUUGUUCGCGUUUGUAUUAUUCCCAAGUAUUGUAUUCAGCACUGUUUUCCCCUAGAACAGAAAGCUACUGAAGUCUUCACUGGGAUCACCUUUGCACACUCUUUGUGUUCCGAUAGACUUUAAAAAGUGGCAGGAUUUCGGAAAGGUUAAAAGAAUGGCAAAUACGAUGUUUCAUGUUUUCUUGCGCUGUCUUAUUUGGGCAAUUCCUAUCAUCCACCUCAUGGCAGCAGGAGGAUCUGAAGACCACAGUAAGCCCCUUCAUAUUAAAAGAGUCCAGCAGCAGCCUGUGCAAGUCGAUCUGUCCGAAUCAGCUUUACUGCCUUGCAUAUUUUUACUGCGGCCUAAUUCCUCAUUAGUAUCAAGCUCUUCAUCUGAACCACCACGAAUCAAAUGGACCAAGAUUGUGUCCGAAUCAUCACAUAUAAGGGAAGUGCCAGUUCUUGUCGCCAAGGACAACACAAUUAAAAUUGGAAAACACUAUAGAGGUAGAGUGGACCUCCCAGGUUACGUACAUAAUCGUUAUAAUGCCACACUACUGAUGACUUCAUUAAGGAGCAGUGACUCUGGUAUUUACCGUUGUGAAGUGGUAGUGGGAAUUGAUGAUGAACAAGACACUGUGCCAUUAGAUGUUGUGGGUGUGGUGUUCCAUUAUCGGGCUUCAGGAAAUAGAUAUACACUGAACUUUGAGGAAGCCAAGCAAGCAUGUCAUGAAAACUCAGCAGUGUUGGCUACUCCUCAACAUCUGCAGGCUGCCUUUGAAGAGGGUUACGACAACUGUGAUGCUGGCUGGCUAUCUGAUCAGACAGUUAGGUAUCCUAUAACUUUACCAAGGCCAGGUUGCUAUGGAGACCAAAACAAUCUCCCAGGAGUUCGAAACUAUGGGGAUAGGAAGCCUGAAGAGCUAUAUGAUGUCUACUGUUAUGCUAGAGAACUUAAAGGUGAAAUAUUUUAUGAAUCAAAACCGGAAAAAUUUGACUUAAUGGAAGCAAAGAAGCAUUGUCAAGAAAGUGGGGCAACCCUGGCUACCACAGGCCAGUUGUAUUUAGCCUGGAGAAGGGGCUUGGACCAGUGUGACCCAGGCUGGCUAUCAGAUGGGAGUGUCCGUUACCCUAUCAACAUUCCAAGGAAGAAUUGUGGUGGUGAUGAGCCAAGUGUAAGGACCAUUUACCGAUUUCCCAAUCGAACUGGUUUUCCAGAUCCCAACUCAAAGUUUGGUGCAUACUGCUACAAAGACGUUUACCAGCAAUUGUCUGGUGUCCAGCUGACAGAAACAAAGCAGAAUGUGUCCUUGUUUUCAUUGACAACCUGGCCAGCACACUCAAAAUUAAGAAACCAAAAUGCUUUGGCACAAAACAAAGGCACAAAAGAACCUUCUGAAGAUGACCAACAUUUACAAGGAGUGGAUAACCUUAUUUUUGAACACAGUACAGAAUCAUCUACCUCAUCUAACAACAUGGACCAGAUUGAGGUCCUGAGCUCUGUGGGAUCUGGUGCCUCAGAAGAAACUUCUAUGGAUGCAUACCUCUCACCUUCAAAGGCAGUGUUUUCAUCUGUAAUGCAAGGAAAAGGACUUGAAGAAGCAAAAUCACCUGAAACUGAAAGGUCAGACCCACUACCUGUAGACCUUUCUGCUGAUGCAUUCACCACUGGACAUGAAACACCUGCUGAUGUGGAGAAAUUUAUUCAGGGCUCUCUAUAUAAAAGUAACUCAACCAAUGAAAUUGUAUCUUUUGACAAAAUAUCUGAGAAAAAGUCUUCAUCUCACUCCAGUGAACAGCACAAGAAAGAUCAGUUUGAUUUGCUUAAUGUAAUUAAUCAGAUAGUUGCUCCGAAUGGCUACAGCUUGCAGAAGGAUGAGCAGUCGGCAGAGUUAGAUGUCAUGGCCGAUUCAUCUGAGCUGUCUUAUAGCGCAACCUUAGCUUCUGGAACCGUUUUAUCCAGAAAGAAUCAUAGUCCAUUUCUCAAUAAGGCUGAAGUUUCUAAGAUAUCAACACAGAUGCCUACUUUGAACAUCAGUGAAAAAAUGGCAAAAGGAACAUUAUCAUAUCCUCCUAAAACUUUUAAAAACAGCGUAACAAGUUCAUUAUCACUGGUUUCCACAUUUGAAACAUCAAGCAGCAGUUCAGUAAUGCAGGCAGUAGUUCAGAAGGUGGGUGCACCAGAGGCAUUGGUCAUCGAGCCAGCAGUAUCCCCUACUAGCAGUAAAUCACUCAGUCAUAAAGAUGUUAAAACACCUCUGCCUUCAGAAAACAACAGCCAGAAAGAUCCUAGCAACAGUGCAUUUGUUACUCGUGGAUCCAUUGACCUCUUUACACAUGGAAAUGCAGCGAUGGUUAGCUAUACUGAUGAAGCCCCCAGUAAAAAGAGCACUGACCUCCAACAACAUGAGAAGAAUAAAGCAGUCGAAAAUGUAACAGGAGUCUCUAUUCCUCAACAGCGUCAUUUUACUCCACAAAAUUCGAUUCCAGCUGAUGAAUAUAGUAAUGGAUGGACUGCUUCUUAUGAAGUGAGAAGUUCAGUCCAUUCUUUGGCAAGUGAUAAAAGCACAUCUAAGAAACAAAAUGAACUAAAUACAGUGGGGAAUGAAGAAGCAGUGAUGAACUCAAAUGGAAAUAAGAUGUAUAUCAAACUGCAGACAGUGGAUACUCCAGUUUCAGAUGGAGCAUUUCAUCUUCAUCACAACACAAUGACACUUGCCCCUGCUGUCAUCUCCAGGCAGAGUACAACAGGAGCUCCAAUAACAGCUUUUCAAACAAAGACUUCACUUCCUAGGCUGUCUGUUGCUGAAAUGGAACCAGCAUUGAAUGCCAAGUCAGUCAACUCUCCAUCAAGCAAUAAAAUCCCUGAUGAAAAUAAACAAGUCAAAAAGGAAGUGCAGAGUUCACAUUUUAGUAGCCCAAGAGGUACGCAAAAUUUAGAAUUUUCUGGUGAUGAGCUUCCCAAUCUAUCUGCAGAGUUUUCUGUGUCAGUUAUGGCAAAAGACAUGAAGAAUAGUGGGCAACUGCAUAAUUCAUCCCUAUAUGACCUGAGCAUCCCAACAUUUCAAAAGAUGGUGGAAAAUGAAUUAAGGCUACCUUUGUCAGUCUCAAGCAAUGAUGAUAAUUUUUCAGGUGACGUGCACACUAUUGAUGAAAGUAUAUUACCUGUAGCCAUAACACAGGCAUCCAGACUUCAGGACACCCAUUUAGUUCCAACAGACAUUUCUGGAAUUACUGAACAGAGAGUAUCACAUGUAACAUCUGUUAAUUUAGGGCAUAAAAGGCACAAAAGUUCUGAAGUUGAAGUAGAAGGUAGUGGUGACACAGAAAAUCAGCUUUUACAGGAUGGGGGCACAAGUGCUACCUUUCAAGAAUCAUGGCAUAUAAUGCCUGAAUAUACCAAAGUCAGAAGGGAGAAAAUUCUUCUGGAAGACUUGACUACUACUCCAGAACUCAUUACUAGUAAUCAACAACAAGAUGGCAGAGCUGCUGGGCCUGUAAUUAAAGAUAGUUCUGGUAUGACAAUAACACCAGAAGAACAUAUCAGUAAAGAAAAAGAUGGCCUUUUUAUGGAAAUGAAGACACAAAAUGCUGAAAUCUUCACAGCAAGUCACAAAUUGGAUGACAGUCUGGCAGAAGUGAAAACCAAUGUGUCAGUUCCUUUGUUGAUGGAACCCGCUUUCCUGACACCUGAAUCUAACGUAAACAUGACAAGAAUAGCUUCAGUUGGAUACACACAAAUCCCGCCAGAGCCUUACAUUAAUACCAAAAAGUCAGAGAUUUUAAAUCUUGCAAAAGAGAGUGUAACACCUAUAGUGAUACAAGAGAAGCAGAAUUCAUUAAGUACAACUACACUAGGCCGAACAGAUGACACAGUUGCACCAUCAUCUCCAGCAAGUGAGUCUAAUACAAUUUCUUCUGUGCUAGAAAGUAGAGAGUUUACAGCUGUCUCCUUACAUACUCUGGAGCUGAGGAACUCUUUAGUGAGGAUACUUUGGGAAAGCUCUAAUGCAACAAUCACAAAAGAAAAGCAGUUGGCAACAGCAGAUGAAGUCAGUGAUUUUCAUUCUCUGCCUGUAACUGCUGAGCAUAUCAUAAGUACUGCAGUUGUUACAGAAUCUUCUGUAGAAAUUUCUAAUACAGAGAAGUUAAAUGCAUUAACACCUUCUGAAGAACAAGUCACUUCUGAGAACUUAGUACCUCGACUGACCACAACAGGUUACACUGAUACUGUAUUUGUAGAAACACCUCCACUGCUCAUAACUGUCCCAAAUGACCUGUCACAAAAUAAAACAGGACAAGUGGUAGUACAGGCAAAUCAAACAAAGGAUGCCCCAGAUGACCAUACUUAUAUGUUAUCAAGCACUUCUUCCCCCACAGACCUCUCUAAUGCUCAUAAUUCUCCUUUAAAAGUAGCAACUGAAAAGAUACAAUUAGUGGAAUUGGUUGAAUCAACAUUUAUAUCACCAGCUGUAAAAGAUAUGUUGAGCUUGGAAACUGAAGAUCCUUCUCAAAUUUAUUCUGAAGAAUACACUGGCAGUGGUGAGACCGCACAAAUAUUUAAAGAAGACCAUGUCAUACCAUGGGCGUUGGGGAUAAAUACUACAACAGCAGCUGUAUCUGAUCCCUGCGAGAAUAAUCCUUGUCUCCAUGGCGGCAUCUGUCAAUCAAAUGGAAGUGUAUUUGGCUGCACCUGUGACUCUGGCUUCACUGGAGAGAACUGUGAAAUAGAUAUUGACGAGUGUGAAUCCAACCCCUGCCAAAAUGGAGGUACCUGCAUAGAUGAGAUCAAUUACUUUGUGUGUCUUUGUUUGCCCAGUUAUGGAGGCAGUGCGUGUGAGAAAGAUACAGAAGGGUGUGAGCAUGGCUGGCAUAAAUUUCAGGGCCACUGUUACCGACAUUUUCCACAUCGACGCCGGUGGCAGGAAGCUGAGAAGGACUGUCGGGGUCAUGCAGCACAUCUCACAAGUAUCCAUUCAGAAGAGGAGCAGAAUUUUAUCAAUGAUUUAGGACGAGAGAAUGCAUGGAUUGGUCUCAACGAUCAAUUAGUAGAACAAGAUUUCCAGUGGACUGAUGGUGCUGCCCUGCAAUAUGAGAACUGGCAUGAAAACCAACCAGACAGUUUCUUUGCCAGUAAUGAAGACUGUGUUGUGAUCGUGGCACAUGAGAACGGAAAAUGGAAUGAUGUUCCGUGUAAUUACAACCUUCCCUAUGUCUGUAAAAAAGGCACAGUUCUCUGUGGACCACCUCCAACUGUGAAGAAUGCCUUCCCGAUUGGUCGGAGAAAACAGAAGUACAACAUCCAUUCCACUGUCCGCUACCAGUGUGAAGAUGGCUUUAUCCAAAGACAUAUUCCUACAAUUAAAUGUCGCAGCAAUGGAAAGUGGGACAGACCCAAAAUUCUCUGCACAACAUCAGGCAGAAGGUCACACAGAGCUCGAAGACACCACCAUCAGCAACAGCACCAUCAUCAUCAUCAUAAUCACCACCACAAUCACCACAAAUCAAGGAAGGAACGAAGAAAACACAGCAACCAUUUCAAGCCACACUGGUUGGAUAAUGGAAACUACUAUUAAAAAUUGUUAAACGGACUGCAUCCAAUAGAAAAGCAACUGGAUUUUUUUUUUUUUUUUUUUUUUUUUUAAACAAUGAGCAAUGGAGAAAGACAACAGGUACAAUCACUUAAGGGUGUGUCUCAGUUCAAAAGUAAAUUUGAAUUGAAGCGCAUGACUAUAGUGUUUUGGAAUAAUUAUGAUCACAUCUGAAUAUGCCUUUCAAUUAGAUAUUCCCUGACUCAAAAAAUUGUCCUAAAAAUAAGUAGUGAUACUUACAAUGUCCAUCUACCUGAAAAUGAACUGAACUGUCUUCAGGUAGCACUGUCUUCUCUACCUUAGCAUCCAGGGGAAACAGUUACCAAUGGGGAUGUGGCCCUAUCUUACUUUAUAAGAGCAUUUGCAAAAUAGAUAUUCUGCAUUUCAUUCACAGAUCAUGACAACAUUAAAGUAAGAGGAUGAAGGGUGAAGCUUAAAAUCUGGAUGAAUGGUGUAAAUGGAAAAUGUGAAGCAAGCCUUACCUUUAUGGUUAUUUUUCUUCAUUGGUUUAUAGCAAAGUCUAGAAAAUUAGUUCAUCCUUUCCAUCUUCUAUAUAAGCACACUAGCCAUUUAUAAUAUAAAAGUAAAUAUAACAAGGCAGUUGCUCUGUCUACAAUAUCAGAAGGUUACCAAAAAUAAAGAUACAUAAAAUUGUUAUGGGAGUAAUUUGACAGGCUGUCAGAAUACUCCUUUCAAGUGGAGAAAACUCCCAUAGUUCAUAUACCGUCUUACUGAUCUACAUUACAUGGGCCUUGGCCCUUAUGGGUUACUGUCUUUAUAUUUCUGUUUCUCAUUAUUAAACAUGGUAAAGCUUAAUUUUAACAUAAAGAAAACUUGACCUAAAAAUAAUGAUACAUUCUUUAAAUACAUUGACCCACUGUACCAUGGCAAUACAAGUCAUUAGUCUGAGAUAUGAUACCUGUGGACAUUUAACAUCUCAUGCCUUAUAAUAAAGGGGCUGUUGUUGACCCCCCCAAAUAUCUACAAAAUAAAUAACACACUAAAUAUCUGCUCCAAGGUAUCUAACCAUCAAUAGAAGCAUAAAUAAGACAGUUAUCUAUCCCAAAUUAUCCAUUUGUUUGGAAUAGACUUCCCUUGGCGGUGAAGUAAAGUAGAUUCCUGUCCAUCUUUAAGCAUAACCAAGAUGGGUGGAUGGCAACUAUAAAUACACCCUGGGUCUGGCCCCUCAAGCACUCACUGAAAUGGGUUGAGACUAAGUAUUAAUUAUUCUUGUCAAUAAGUAUGUAAGAUUUUGGAUAUUGUGGCUUGGCCACAAAUGGUCCACUGGAUCAAUAGCCUGAUAUUAAUCAAUGAACCCCGCAAGGGUAAUAAUGACACUAUGCAAAAUAUCCUGAUAAAAAGCAAAACAUAGGCAACUGUGGUAGUAAAAAUCCAAAUUGCCGACUAAGCUUUUUACAAAAAAAAAAAAACUUUAGGUUUUCCUUUUGUGGGUAUAUGUAUUUGUUAGCAAACUGCAGUCAUCAGUACAGAGAGAAUGAAUCAGCUUCAUUUAUUUCAUGUAUUGUAGCCUCAUUCCAUUUCUCCAUGCACAGUAUUCUAGGAAAGGACAUGGACUCCAUAAAUUAGGAUUAAAUGGAAAUAUCCAGUGCCCACCACAGCAGCAGCAGUCAUAAUUUAAUAAUCAUCUUCUUCUUUCGGCUUUUCCUGGUCAGGGGUCGCCACAGUGUAUCAUCUGUCUGCUCAUGAUUGGCAGUGGAGUUUUACGGUGUUGAGUUGCCAAUCCAGCGCCCAACCUUCCACAGAGAAGCUGGGGUUGGCAAGUUGGAGAAGUUAGAACUAAAUGUAUUUGAUAAUAUGUUUGCUCUAUCCUCAGGGUUUGAGUGACUGAUGUUAUUGUGUAUCAGUUGAAUGCAACAUUGGGCAUUAUUCCAAAGGUCCUAAUGUAGUUGAAGGAGAACUUAUAAUUGUCUUUGCUAGUGGUAGCAAUUUUCAGUUCAUACUUAGCCUUGGUGGGUUAGAUUCUUUGUUUACUUUCUAAGGCCACUUUUGGAACAAGAUGUUCUAAGUUUGUUUCUAAGACUGAGGAUUGUUCUGUUUAUUUGUUUAAAUCUGGCAUUGUACUUAUAAUGAUCUGUACUGAAGUUUCAAUGCAGAUAUUAGGAUGACCAUAGAAGCAAUUUGUAAAUGCAGUGGUACUGGCCAAAGACUCCUCAAGGUGAGUGGGACUUUUGAACCAUUUCAGAUCAUCAGUUAAUUGCAACAAAUUAGCCUUUGAGAAAUCCCUACUAUUGAUAGGGUUUGUAGGCAUGCUGGGUUUGGUCCCAAUGGUGAAGACCUGACUAAAGAUGGAGUAACUAGUAUCUGAAAUCACCAAAUAUAAUGGUAUCAGAUUCUACAGUGAAGAAGUCAAGGUUGUGUAGAUAUGCCUCUUGGGUAAUAGGUGUCAAUGAAGGGAUUAUUUACCUUGUCAGGAUAUGGUAGGGUAUCCUAUUUAUAGUUUUUAGGACUCGGAGGAGUUCCAGGCCAUAUAUGUCUACAUGUGUUGGAGUUACAGAAGAGUACAGACCAUACCUCUCAACCUCUUAUCCCAAGAAAUCUGGACAAAACCAAAAAUAGUGGAGGGACAAUGACCCAAAACUAGGGACAAAUUUUAAAAAUUCCUCUUAUAAACUUAGAAAGUUACUAGAAUAAAAGGUGUUGUAUUGCCAUGUAUUUUCUGGUGGAUCUGAAUUCUGUAAUUCAAAUGUCUGUCAUUAUUUAGUGAAUUCAGUCCUUUCAGAUUUACCAGAAAACUACAAAUUUUAGGAGGAACAGACCAAAAAUAUGAGGCAAAAAACUUAGACAUUCUGCAAAAAUCUGGGCAAUUGAGAAGUAUGGUAUGAACAUAUCACCACCACAUGAAGAUAUCUUCAGAAGUGGGUCUAAAUGAAUGGUAAACAUUGUAACCAGGUAGGAAGGGUAUGUUACCAGCAUGGUUUGGUGAUGGUGCAGAUGUCCAUAUUUUUAGGGACAGGAAGGAUUGUAAGGAAAGCAGUUUCUUGUUGCAACUAGUAGUCCUGAGCAGCACUACUUUUAGGUUAUAGGACAUUGCAACCACAAUCUCGACAUUCAUUACUCUAAGACAGACCUCUGCAGUGCCUUAUAAAAGUGGGGAAAAGGAUUUCAAGUAAAGUUAUCCAUUUUUACACCAUAUGGCUAAAACUAGAAGUCCCUUAUUACAUAUUUAAUAUCAUUUGAUCAGUACAGUAAGUCACACUUGAGAACAUUUAUCAAAUGGUUCUCUGAUGUGUAUUUAAAAGAUAAGAUGCUUUUGGUCAGUAGUUUUUUAUGUCACUAUAAACUAUACUGUAACAUUCCCAUCAUUAUUUCGUAUUCUUGCCAUUCAGUGGUGCUGGUCAUAAAUACAUUUUCUUCUCCUACCAUCAGCUGGUUCCUUUUUUCAUCCUACUGACCCUCACAUUGAUUGCAGACAUAACAUGAUACUCCAGGCCCAUUGCCCUUCAAUGCACUCUUAUACUUUCUAACUGAUAAGAACGGUAUGGCUGAUACUUAGGUCAUCAGAACUGUCCCACCACGGGAGACAGGGACUGUCUUUUUAUUCCUUACCUAAUGUGCCCCAUCUGUCAUGAACUAUAGACGUCUAUUCACCCUGAGUUCAUGAUUGGUGUGUACUUUACCAUAUGUGAUGUCUUAUCCCACCAUUUGAUGUUAUGAGGCCCCCAGCCCCACUACAGGAACUGUAACUGUAACUAAUCUCUUGCCAACCACCCACAGAAAGAUCAUCUUACAGGUCUGGUCCAUGAUGCUGUUAUGAGCAGUUGCCAUGAAUGUGUUCCUUUAAAUCAACUUGACUCUAUGCUUUGCUCUUCUUUUUUUCUGAGGCUACACCCUUCUGACAGUUUAUGACAAGAAUUCCGUUCAAUAUUUCAGCCACAAACUAUGACUGGCAAAAGUAGAGAUUAUGGACUAUGUUAGAGCAAAUGUACAGAACAAUACUGCUAUUGCAACCCUUGUUGAGAAUGCAGAUUUUCUCAUGAAUAUUUGUUCCUGUCCACUUAAACAUGGAUCAUUUGAAGGCAUAACAUUUAUUUUUUAUAAUGGGACCGUGACUACUGUUAGUCACCAAGCAUUUGCUGACUCCUUUAAAUUUUUUAACAUCUGUUCUAUUUGCACUUCCAAUUUCUUGGAAUGUCUUUUUGUUAAAAAAAAAAAUCAUUUCUAGUUUUAAAUGGCUGAGACGCAGUGUAGUAGAAAUUGUUUGUUCCAGUUUUGUGCUGAAGGUAUUUUGAUACAAGUGUGCUCACGCAGUAUGAAUGAUACCACCUGCCUAUUUUUGCAUAGUUGUGUAAACGGUAUUAUGAAUUUUAUUGUUUUAAUGUUUUUUGCAGUGUUCUGUAAAACUGUGGUAUUGACACUGUGCACUUCUGUACCUCUGUUUAUUUUAAUAAAGAUUUUUUUUAAAACAACAA